This is a messenger RNA of Wickerhamiella sorbophila, 654 nucleotides long. RefSeq names its product CDC48-associated ubiquitin-like/zinc finger protein 1. The transcript has a single exon. Gene Ontology annotation, molecular function: zinc ion binding. NCBI's taxonomy places the organism in Eukaryota, Fungi, Ascomycota, Dipodascomycetes, Dipodascales, Trichomonascaceae. The record is from RefSeq and is a predicted model, not a curated record. The coding region runs from base 1 to 654 and encodes 217 amino acids.
AUGCUCGCAAUUGGAACUCACUGCGAGUUCUGCGGAGCUCGCGACUUUCUACCGUUUACCUGUUCCAAAUGUGACAAGUCAUUUUGCGGGGCACAUCGAGAAUUCCACAAUUGUCAACCGUUGGUAAAGCCUGCAUCGACAAAACCUCCGCCAAAGCCAGCACAGCAGCCGUUAACCAAAACGGCCCUUUUGCCGCGCACACCGCCACCCGCGGCUGCGAGACCGUCGGAUCAGAAACCAAAACCGCUGCCAAGCACUAAUACUGCUGCGAAGAAAACAGCUCUCGACAGGCUACGGUCGCUGAUCGGCGGUAAAAACAGCACCGGCGCUGCUGCAAGUCCCAAACCGUCGUCCGAACCCCCCCUGCACAAGACCGCAGUAGGCGACAGCAAAGUGCCCGAGAACCGCCGCGUGUACCUGCGCAUUAGGAGGCCUGCCCAAAACUACCUAGACACCAUCACCAACACCGAACAGAAGCGGGCCGCCAAAAUCAUGGCUCUUUAUUACGACAGGGACACUCCCGUGGGCCGGGUUAUCGAUAUGGCCAGCGUCAACCUGGGGUUAAAGGGCACGAAGCUGAUGCUUGGAUCAGAGCCGCUCGGUGCAAGUGUGCCAAUUGGCAAAUUUGCCGGAAAAACCCUCGACAUUUCUUAA